UGAGUAUUGACUGUUACCGGUCAGAAUGAAACUGCUAAUAGUCCUGUUUGUGCUUGUGAUUAGCAGCUUUGCUCAGGAACUCCCAUCCUUGCCUCACGGAUGUACAGAAGGAAGCUGUUACCCAGCAACCGGUAACCUCCUGAUUGGGCGGGCUCACAAUCUGACUGCCACCUCUACCUGCGGGGCAGAGGAGCCGAGUGACUAUUGUAUCGUCAGCCACCUCCAGGAGGUGGAGAAAUGUUUCCAGUGCGAUUCGAGAAGGCCUUAUCAUCCUUUCAGUAACCGAAAUAGUCACCGGGUAAAGAACGUGAUCUAUCUGACUGAUCAGAGGCAAGAAAGGACCUGGUGGCAAUCUGAGAAUGGUGAAGAAAAAGUCAGCAUCCAACUAAACUUAGAAGCCGAGUUCCACUUCACACACCUCAUCAUGAAAUUCAAGACUUUCCGUCCGGCUGCCAUGUACAUCGAGAGAUCAGCAGACUUUGGUCGGACAUGGAAGGUGUAUCGUUAUUUUGCUUUCAACUGUACAGUUUCCUUCCCUCAUAUCCCCACUGGCCCCCUAAGGAAAAUCGAUGACAUUAUUUGCGACCAUCGUUACUCUGACAUUGAGCCUUCUACGGACGGUGAGGUUAUUUACAAAGUGCUCGAUCCUGCCAUCAAAGUGGACGAUCCCUAUAGCCUGGAGAUUCAAGAUCUCCUGAGAAUUACUAAUUUAAAAAUACACUUCACCAAACUGCAUACUCUUGGAGAUAACCUGUUGGAUAGGCGAAUGGAAGUCCUACAGAAGUAUUACUACGCUAUGUAUGAGUUGGUGGUCCGUGGCAGUUGCUUCUGUUAUGGACAUGCUUCAGAGUGUUCUCCUGUAGCGGGGAUACAAGGAGGAGUGCUGGGAAUGAUUCACGGAAGGUGUACCUGUAAGCACAACACUAAAGGGUUAAACUGCGAGCAGUGCAAGGACUUCUACCAUGAGUUGCCAUGGAGACCAGCGGAGGUGGAUAACCCACACGCCUGUAAAGAGUGUAACUGUAACAACCACGCUACCAGUUGUCAUUUCGACAUGGCUGUGUACAUUGCCACGGGAAGCCUGAGUGGAGGUGUAUGUGAAGAUUGUCAACACAACACGAUGGGCAGGAACUGUGAGCUGUGUAAACCCUUUUAUUACCGCAAUCCCAGUGCAGACAUCCGCUCCGAGAACGCCUGUAUCCCGUGUGAUUGUGACCCUGUUGGCUCCUUGGAGGGUGGCAUUUGUGACAGCGAUACCGACCUGGACUUUGCCAUCAUCGGUGGGCAGUGCCGUUGCAAGGAGAAUGUGCGGAGUGCCCGUUGUGACCACUGCAAGGAGGGUUUCUAUGGUCUGAGCGUAGACAACCCACAGGGCUGUCAGGCCUGUAGGUGUGACCCCCGGGGGAUUAUAAUGAGUGAAGCUCCAUGUGACCAGAUCAGUGGGGACUGUUUUUGCAAGAGAUAUGUGACAGGACGUCAUUGUGACCUAUGUCUGCCAGAACACUGGGGACUCAGCAAUGACAUGGCAGGCUGCCGACAGUGUGAAUGUGACUUCGGAGGGUCUUACAAUAACAGGUGCUCCAUGGGGAAUGGACAGUGUGACUGUCGGCCCAACAUCAUCAGCAGGCAGUGCCAGGAGGUAGAGCCAGGCUUCUUCUGUAUGCCGCUUGAUUUCUACACGUAUGAGGCUGAGAAGGCAGAACCUCGUUCACCAACUGACCAUCUCCCUGUAAGUAAGGAACCCAUCAGGCUGUGCCACACUGUGCCAGGCUGUGCCAGCAUAAUCCAUCCAGUUGUUGCCCGGAAUUUGUAUGUCAUGGUUACAACACCUUUCUGCUUUGAGCCCAACAUCCAUUACGAGAUUAGCAUCAGAUACCAGCGGCUCCGGGCUCCUCGAUGGAACACAAACAGUUUCAUCUUGGUGGAUUCUCUGGUUCUGUUGCCCAAGUAUUCUGAGCUGCCAGGGUUUGAUGGCACGGAUCCGGUUGCAAUUCAUCACCGUGAGGAGAUGGUUCGGUACAUGUGCCUUGACUCCUUCAUGAUGGCCAGCAUGCCAAUGUUGGCGGAAAUGUGUGUCAGGCUGAUCUGCAGCAUCUCAGCUAUUAUGCAUGAUGGGGCUCUCUCUUGCCAGUGCGACCCACAAGGUUCCACCAGCUCCGUGUGUGAGAAGAUCGGAGGACAGUGUCAGUGUAAGAGCAAUGUGAUUGGCCAGCGCUGUGACCAGUGUGCUCCUGACUACUAUGGCUUUGGACCCAAUGGCUGCUCUCCUUGUAGUUGUAGCCCUGAAGGAUCGAUCCACAGCAUGUGUGACCAGACCACCGGUCAAUGUCAGUGCCGAUCAGGGGCAAGGGGUCGCCAGUGUGACGAGUGUUACCCACAACAUUGGGGCUUUCCAAAUUGCCAUCCGUGCCAAUGCAAUGGUCACUCCGAGGAGUGCGACUCCCAAACAGGGGCUUGUGUGAACUGUAGGGACAACACAUGCGGACACCACUGUGAGAGAUGUUCUGAUGGUUACUAUGGAAACCCAGUUUUGGGGUCUGGAGAACAGUGCCGCCCCUGCCCAUGUCCAGAUUAUCCAGGAGGUGACAACUACCAUAGCAGCUCGUGUCACGCUGACCUUGACUCAAAUCAGAUUGUGUGCUACUGUAAAGCAGGCUACGCAGGAUCUCGCUGUGACAUGUGUUCACCUGGUUACUAUGGUAACCCUGAGGUGCCCGGAGGGAGGUGUUGGCCCUGUCAGUGCAACAAUAACAUCGACGUGACUGAUCCAGGUUCCUGUCACCCACGCACGGGCCAGUGCUUGAAGUGUCUGUACAACACGGAUGGAGGUCACUGCGAAGCCUGCAAGGCCGGUUACUAUGGCAAUCCCCUCCAGCAGGACUGCAGGCGCUGUACGUGUAACAUUCAGGGUACACUGGAGCGCCAGUGUAACCCCAGAGAUAUCUGUCACUGUGACAGAAUUAGCGGACACUGUCCCUGCAGGGAGAACGUCAUCGGAAUAAACUGUGACCAGUGCGAACCCAAUUACUGGAACUUUGGCAGUUUACAAGGCUGUGAGCCCUGUGGGUGCAAUCCGGAACAUUCUCACACACCGCUCUGCAACAUGUUCACAGGUCAGUGUGAGUGUCGUCCAGGAUUUGGAGGUCGGACCUGCUCAGAAUGCCGGGAAGGUUACUGGGGAAACCCCGGGCUGUCAUGUCAGGCUUGUGUCUGUGAUCCAGACGGUUCGGAGACACAUCAGUGCAACCGUUCUACAGGUUUCUGCUUCUGCAAAGAGGGUUUCACAGGCUCACAGUGUGACCAGUGUAACCGUGGUUACCACGGGCGGUUCCCAAGCUGCACUCGCUGUCACGCCUGCUUCGAUUUGUGGGAUGAGGAAAUUAGGCGUCUGGGGGAGCUGCUGCGUUCCCUCAAGGCGACAGUGCAUCGGAUUACAAUGUCUGGGGUGAGCGGGGGAUCAAACCGCCAGCUGCAGGAGCUGGAGGAGAAGUUGAAGAACGUCCAGGAGUUGGUGCGAGGACAUCCUCUCGUCAGUCAGGAGUUGCUGGAACAGCUAAGUGAUCUCGUCGACAGCCUCAGGCAGGAGAUGGAGCAACUGUCUCAGAGGAUGGACACGUUAGUGGAAGAUACAUCAAGGACACAGGCAGCAAACAGCAAAGCAGAAAGAGAUAUAAAACAACUGGAGGAGGAAACUGCGAAUCUGAACAAGUCGCUUAUCCUGAAAGCAAAGGAGCUAGAGAAAUUUAUAACCUCAAAUUUUAAAGAGUUCUAUGAUUCAAUCCUCAAGUACUAUCAGGAGUCCUGUGAGGCAGAGAAGGUGGUGAAUGGGUCGGUAUCUGGCCCACACAGCCUGGUGGAACAGUCAGAGGGCACAAGGCAAGAAACCGAGAGGCUUCUGCAGCAGCAGGAAAACACCUUCAGAAAGUCAACAGCUGCUCACAGGAAACAGCUGAAGGAUUUGGAGGGUAAAGUCCAGGAGCUGACAGUGGAAAGCAUCAAUGAGAAGGUGUGCGGGUCGUCCAGUGGGCAGGACUGUGCCAGUGACCCGUGCGGAGGUGCCAACUGCCGAGACAGCUCGGGGAGUCGCUGGUGUGGAGGAGAGCACUGCGCUGGGGCUCUCAGUCAGUCAGCAGAGGCGCUGCGUACAGCGACCAACACAACCAUCGCACUCCAGGACACUCAGCACCAACUCGAUGCUGUCUCUAAAAAGAUCGAAGAGAUACAAGGCCAAGCAGAAAAUGCAAAAUCCCAGGCAGCCAAAACACUGAAGAGGGCAAUAGAGGCAAAAAACCUCAUCAACAACACAGUGGCUGAACUGUGCAAAUUCAUCAAGACAGUGAAAGACUUUCUCAACGAGGAAGGUGCGGACCCAGAAAGCAUCGACCUGCUCGCCAACCUGGUCCUGAACAUCUCCUUCCCUGUCAGCUCGCUGGACAUUCGGAAGAUUGUGCAGGAAAUUAAAGACACCAUGGGGCGUGUCAAGGAUGUCGACACAAUCCUCAACGACACAGCCCGGAAUCUGCAGCUCGCUCAGCAACUGGCGAAACAGGCGGAGAAAGUGAAGAAUCGAGCCACUGAGGUGAAAGGUAAUGUAGCUGAGGCAAAGCGCAGCAUUGACGCUGUCAAAUCCAAACUGGAUGUCGUUGAGAAAUCCCUGCAAAAGGCCAAAAAUAUCACAUCAACUGCUGAGGAUUCUAUUGGGAAGGCCAACGAGCUGCUGGACGUCAUUAAGAGUCGACUGAAGGAACUGAUGGACCGAUUCAAAAUCCUGUCUACUGGAGUUCAGAUCUUGGAAAAUAAAACCAUUGCCAACAGGAAGAAGGCGCAGGAUUUGGAGAGCGAAGUUAAUGCCAUCCAAAACAGGACAGAACAACUGCAGAACAACGACAUGAAGAACGUGGAGAGGCUUUACAAGGAGCUGAAAGACAAAAUUGGCUCGUUGGGUAAUGGCACUGAGAAUGGCAAUGAAAGAGUGAAAAAAAUCAAAGAGGAUGCAGAGAAACUGAGAAACAAGGCAACAAACAGCCUGGCGAGGCUGAACGCUCUGGAAAAGAAGUUUAACAAGAAUAAGCGCACGAUGACAGAAAAGUUAGACACGCUGCAGGGACUGGAGAGGAAUGUGACAGAUCUGCUGGAGUACAUUCGGGAGAGGUCGCAGUACUACGGCUCCUGCUCGUAACCGGGGCUGCUGCAGCCUGUCUGUGAAUUCUCCUGUCCUCUGUUUCUGUGUCUGUUUUUGCUCCUGUUUUCUAUUUGGCAGCUGCUGUGACUGCUGUUUGUGGUGCGUUAGCUUCAGUCCCUCCUCCCUGCUCUUGAAAUGAAUGGCUGGACUCUACCCUCUCCCUGUCUCCCCAACCUAACGCUGGUGAAAGUGCACAUCAGUCAGCUAUUGGACAGCAGAAGGCAUCAUAGCUGAUUUCUUUGAAGCUUACAGCUGAAAACUUUA
Carcharodon carcharias (great white shark) is the source of this 5446-nucleotide messenger RNA. RefSeq names its product laminin subunit beta-1-like. The record is from RefSeq and is a predicted model, not a curated record. Bases 26 to 5179 code for a protein of 1717 amino acids. The transcript has 31 exons. NCBI's taxonomy places the organism in Eukaryota, Metazoa, Chordata, Chondrichthyes, Lamniformes, Lamnidae.